Molecule: messenger RNA, 1644 nt
Organism: Aspergillus nomiae NRRL 13137
Lineage: Eukaryota; Fungi; Ascomycota; Eurotiomycetes; Eurotiales; Aspergillaceae
Exons: 1
Coding region: 1-1644 (547 amino acids)
Biological process (GO): peroxisome inheritance
Cellular component (GO): extrinsic component of intraperoxisomal membrane
Source: RefSeq, a predicted model, not a curated record
AUGACCGAUACCUCGGAUGCGCCGCUUCCUCAGAUCCGUCGGUCUGCUACUCUCCCUUCAAAAUUAAAUCCACGUUCCAAACGCAGUGUGGAAUCGCUGCGGCCUUCGGAGAAUGAUCUUUUCUACCAUCCCGCAGCCAAAGUAGUCCAUUUCGCCCCAAGAGCACUUGCCCCCAUCCCGUCGAGCACCGCGCCAGCGGAUUUCGAUUACCCAGUGGAUACUGUCGAAACACUUCCGUGGAGAUCCCCUACAGAACGGACUGUGGCAUUUGCGCCCCUUCGGCUUGAGAAGGUUCACGGCUUGACCGUGUUUCUCAAGUGCGGCAGUGUCGUUCAUGCAAUCCUCAAGAAUUCCCAGUGUUGGUGUGUGGACGGAGAAUCAACAUUUGUUCUGCGCAUUCGCCCUCUCACCUAUUAUCGUAUCGAACUUCCUAAUGAAACGGAAGAGGAUAGGAAGUCUGUGGCGGCAAUGAAAGAGGCCUUGCCGCAGGUCCUCCGCUAUGAAGUCACUCCCUGUCCGUUCAAAAGGGGGUUUACAGUCGAGAUACCGGAGGAGGCCAGGGUUCGGCGGCGCAAAAGAGCAUGGCGUCCGAAAGGACGAAGGGACAGCGCUCCUAUCCUGCCAGCCUGCAUACUUGAUAAGAGUCCGGCCCGCGAAGAAGCUUUGACUGAUUUUCUGAGCGCUGGCGAAGAUACCGAUGGCAAUCUGACGGACGAUAGCUGCUUCACAACGAAAGGUAGCACUGUCCUCGAAACUAUUCCUGACGAUAAUGAACCUUCACUGCCGAACAAUACUCCCGAAAUCACAGAUUUACCACGACGCUCCGUGUCCGAAACUCAACGGAGCUUCCAGACCUUGCUGGCAAGGUUUGAAGACACGCCUGAACUACCCGUGGAACCUGAAAUGUCAUUAUCUUCUAGUAUUGACUCAUUCCACUCCGUCGCUCCCUUAUCGUCGUCGCCAACUGAAUCAAAUUCGGGCUCCAUUUUCCCAUCGACCACGUCAACUGAAGGCUCCGAUCUCAGUCUGCGUGAAGGCAGUAACAACCAGAGUGACUUGGAGAAUCCAAAAUUCGAGAAGGUUGAUUUCUCUGCAGGGCGCACUAUACCAGAAGUGAAGUGCGAAGAUUGCUGUUCACCUAGGCCCCCGGCUUCCCCCAGGGCUUCCUUCUCAGAGGAAGAAUUUCGACGAGUGCCUGGUGCACUGCCGGAUGACCAGAUGUCCAUUGCAAGCUAUGCUGGUACAUCGAAGACCACGGACUCCAACCCCAACCUCAGCAGCAUGAGCAUAGAAUUCCGUCGUCGAUCCAAGGCGUCUCGGGAGCGAGAACUUUCCCCUAUGCCACCUCAGUCCUCUUUAGCCCUUACCGGCCCCUCGGACAAGGAAAACGCGGCCUCCCUGAUUCAGAAGACAUGCACGGUGGUCCUUAUCCCUCCGAUCCAAUUGUUUAUUGUCCUCAUCCACAUAGCGGCUCGAAUUGUACUAGGCCCAGCUUUGACAUCGGCUGUGGGGGAGUUGAAACCCAAGUAUGAGUAUCAAAUGACGGACCCUCAGGAGGCUGUGGACGACUUUGAUCUUCCACUUGCACCUGACUGUGCCAGGAAACAGUCGGUAUCCGAAGCCAACUCUUGGGAGUUGGAUUAA